Molecule: messenger RNA, 423 nt
Organism: Sparassis crispa
Lineage: Eukaryota; Fungi; Basidiomycota; Agaricomycetes; Polyporales; Sparassidaceae
Product: Multifunctional methyltransferase subunit trm112
Exons: 3
Coding region: 1-423 (140 amino acids)
Biological process (GO): tRNA methylation; rRNA (guanine-N7)-methylation; peptidyl-glutamine methylation
Molecular function (GO): protein heterodimerization activity
Source: RefSeq, a predicted model, not a curated record
AUGGUUCGCCUGAUCUCGCACAACCUCCUCGCAUGCCAUGCAAAAGGCUGCACGACCAAUAACUUCCCUUUAGAGUUCAAGGACGCAGAAAUUGAGCUGCGUGACGCCGAGUUCAACCCGGAUUUCAUACGCGGUUUCAUGCCGAAGAUAGAGUGGGAUGCACUCGUUGAUGCGGCUCGACAGCUAGGAGAUACAUCGCUGCCUACAGAGCCGCCAGAGAUGUUAGAUGACGAGUUCCUGCAGAAACUGCACCAUGUCUUGCUCGAGAUACAUGUCGAGGAGGGCGCGAUGGUCUGCCCAAACUGCAAACAUGUCUACCCCAUUUCAAAUGGCAUCCCAAACAUGGUGAGCCAAAUCAUCCAGGUACUCGCACAAGAUCCGCCGCUCACAUUCAUGGUGACGACAGCUUCUGGCGGAACAUGA